Malania oleifera is the source of this 720-nucleotide messenger RNA. RefSeq lists its product as uncharacterized. The record is from RefSeq and is a predicted model, not a curated record. Bases 1 to 720 code for a protein of 239 amino acids. The transcript is spliced from 4 exons. NCBI's taxonomy places the organism in Eukaryota, Viridiplantae, Streptophyta, Magnoliopsida, Santalales, Ximeniaceae.
AUGGCUAAUUCUAAUAGAAGAAAUAAUGGUACUGAGAGCCUUGUGGUUGAUGGUGCCUUGUCUUCCGAUCAAGAUUGGCUAGAUAGACCAUUUGAGGAGGCGGAAAUUUUUGAUGUCAUACAAAAUUUUAAUGGUGAUAAAUCGCCUGGACCAGAUGGAUUUACAAUGGCUUUCUUCCAAGCUUGCUGGGGGAUUCUCAAACUUGAUCUUAUGGCUGUGUUCCAUCAUUUUUUUGCUAAAGGCCAGUUUGAGAAAAGCUUGAAUGCUACUUUCAUCACUCUCAUUCCUAAAAAAGAUGAAGCAAUUGAAGUAAAGGAUUUUCGCCCUAUUAGUCUUGUUGGGGGGGUUUAUAAGAUCAUUGCUAAGAAUGCUUUUGUGAGGAACAGGCAGAUUCUUGACCCUGUACUUAUUGCUAAUGAAUGCCUUGAUAUUACUAGAACGGGGUGGGUUCUCUGUCAAAUGGAGGCGGUGGAUUUUCUUUUGUAUAUCUAUAGUUUGUUUCUCCAUUCUGAUAAAUGGCACUCCUUGUGGUUUGAGAGCUCUAGGGGGUUGAGACAAGGUGACCCAUUGUCUCCUUUGUUGUUUGUCUUGGUUAUGGAAGCCCUAGGGAGAAUGUUGGAUAAAGCUGUCCAUGAUGGUCACAUGUCAGGCUUUGGUGUGGGGCGUAUAGAGGGAAGAGCUUGGUGGUGUCUCAACUUCUCUUUGCGGACGAUACUCUAA